UGUUUCAAGAGAGACAGAUGAAUGGAAAAAUGUGUCAAAUUUUGUGCAUCUGAAAAUGAGCAGACUCUUCUUCUCUUUGGGAAGAAAUCAUACGAAUACUGUAAAAAUAUUGCCUGUGAGUCAUAUCUCAAAACACGGCUGAAUCACACAUCUCAGAGCCUGCAUGGAGCAAAGCAGCAGCAUGGACGAGGCCUGUAUCUCCAAACAAGGGUGUGUGGAGGACAUAGGAACCCAGGAUACGGUCAUGUAUGAAGCUGCACUGCAGAAAAAAAGGGACAGAUUGCCUUUUCAGAUCUUUCCAGACCCAGUGGAGGUGAUGGUGGGUCCGGAGGGAACUCUGGAAUGUGUGGUGCCAGGGAAGGAGCGUCUGCCCUCAAUUGUGGUGGAGCCAACAGACAUCAACGAGGUAGAGAGCGGCGAGCUGCGCUGGCCUCCCGAGCAUGAAGAUUCUGAGGACGAAGACCUGUUUUUGGAGCAGUGCAUCCCACCAGCUAAUAUUGCAGACUGGGGGGAGGAGAACGAAGCUGAAAAUGAGUCCAUCAUCAGCAAUCAGCCAAGCAACUCACUUUUGGAGCUUCAGUCAGAUGAUUUAAGAGAUGACACCCCGACUCUUCUUCCUGAAAACUCUUCUCUUGCACUUAACUAAACCACUGCAUCGCAGUCCAGCCCUCGAUGAUGCCUCUGAUUAAUAGACUGUGUUUGGUCCCAAGUGUAGGAUUUUCUUUCUUUAGAAUUUUUGAAUGCUGGGUACAAUAUGUACCCCACUAUGCAAUGAACAGUGUUGUCUUUUGUCUUCAACGUUGUGUUCUUAAACUAAGGAACUAAUGCAGGAUUGUGAAACCUUCAGUGACACAAACCAGCAAGUUAUUGUGUCAGCGAAAUUAACGUUGUUUGGAAAUGUCCUUUUUAAAUCCUGCUCUGUGUUUUUAGCAACUGUUCUCUGUGUUCUGACUAUCACCUUACAUUUACUGUUCCCUUUUCAUUGACCUUUAUAGCUGUCAUUUCUGACGUAUUAAUAAAACUUAGCUAAUCUACUGUCGUAGACAGAUACCAAAUGCGUUGCAAAAUAUGGCACAAAAUGGUCACAAGUGUAGCUUUGAUUUCCAUUUAAAAGGAGAUCAAUCAUUCUAACUACUUUUGUAAAUGGAAUCUUUCAAAUAAUAAAAACAAAAUUACAUUACAUAGUGUUUGAUGGAACUGAAACCCAAAGUCUAUCUUUAGUAUUCUCAGCAAAAAUUUAAAUAAGUAAUAUUAUUUUGUAUAUAUACAAUUAUAAUAUAAUAAAUAAAAUAGACUAUAUAUUAUUUACUAUACAGUAUAAUACAUACAAUAUAAUAUAAUUCUAUUAUAAUUAUUAUAUAAUAAUAUAUAAUUAUAUCGUCCCCAAAUUAUGAUGGUUUGACUUUUUCAGUCCUUUCAUCUUACAGUGACAAUAGCGAUAUGACAAAAUUUUAAAAUAUUUGUCAUAUUAUUUGGCAUGGAAAAAGUAUCACUGUAUAUACAGUACAAAAUGUUGGGACACUGCUAGUAUGUACCCACUUCCUGCCUCAUGAAAUGCCUUACUCUCACCAGCGGAUGACAGAGUUCAGCUGCCUCUGUAUUAAAGCACAUAAUCUUUUCUGUGUU
This is a messenger RNA of Silurus meridionalis, 1626 nucleotides long. It is a transcript of the gene lbhl, whose product is annotated as LBH regulator of WNT signaling pathway, like. Gene Ontology annotation, cellular component: nucleus. Gene Ontology annotation, biological process: positive regulation of DNA-templated transcription. The record is from RefSeq and is a predicted model, not a curated record. The transcript has 5 exons. Bases 164 to 646 code for a protein of 160 amino acids. Lineage: Eukaryota; Metazoa; Chordata; Actinopteri; Siluriformes; Siluridae.